AUGGGUAUUCCAUCCUCAUUACCCACAAACCCUAACCCCAGCCCCAGUCCGCCGCUCCCUAAGUCAUCGCCACCACAAACGCCGCCAUUACCUCAAUCGCCACCACCUCAGUCACCGCCACCACCCCCAAGCCAAAUAUCACCUUUCAUUCCGCCGACUCCCCUCUCGCCGCAAUCCGAGCCACAAAAUGAAACACCAAUUCCCGACACCCAUUCCCCAGAACCAGCGCCUGAACCUGUGCCUACUCAAACGAGAACCCAAGGCAAAACAAAAAAAGCUGCAAGUAAACUUAAGAAAACCCCUGUCGGAAAACGGAAACGAGUACCCUCUGUUCCUUUCGACCUGAAUUCUCCACCUCAGCCGUCCUUUGAACCAGUUAGCAAAAGGACCAGCUGGACUAAUUUUGCUAAAAUUAGGGAACCAGUGUAUAAGGAUUUAACCCUGGAAUUUUUGAGUUCCCUAAGGUUGAGUUUCAAACCAACAGUGCCUGAACAUAAAGAUAUGAUAUAUUUUCGAUGUGCUGGAAUUGAUAGGGAAUUAGACAUGGCUGCUAUGAAUGCAAUUUUUGGUUUUCAGGAUUCAGGAUAUAAAAACAUUGAGUGGCAGCAAACUGUUUAUGACCCUGUUCAAUUUUGGAAGGAUAUUGCACCUUUUGGGGAUUAA
Messenger RNA from Hevea brasiliensis (rubber tree), 663 nucleotides. RefSeq names its product vegetative cell wall protein gp1-like. The record is from RefSeq and is a predicted model, not a curated record. NCBI's taxonomy places the organism in Eukaryota, Viridiplantae, Streptophyta, Magnoliopsida, Malpighiales, Euphorbiaceae. The coding region runs from base 1 to 663 and encodes 220 amino acids. The transcript is spliced from 3 exons.